GCAGCGGAGCGGGGAGCGGAGCGAGAGGAGCAAAGAAUCCAGCUGGGUUUCCUCCGCCCACAGGAGAGGGCAUCGCAGAGCUCACAGACACAGGACUGCUCUCCUGCCCACGGUGACUCUGGCAUCAGCUGGUGGAGCAGGAGGUGAUGGCGUCCCUGAAUCAAGGCCGGCUGCUCAUCAAUCAAGAGGUGCUGCUGAUGCAGAAAGGCAUGGUGAUGCGCAAGGUGAGGUCCAAAAGCUGGAAGAAACUAAGAUACUUCAGACUUCAGGAUGACGGCAUGACAGUCUGGCAUGCCCGGCAGGCGGGAGGCAAUGCCAAGCCCAGCUUCUCAAUCUCUGACGUGGAGACAGUGCGUGAGGGCCAUGAGUCUGAGCUGCUGCGCAGCCUGGCAGAAGAGUUCCCCCUGGAGCAGGGCUUCACCAUCGUCUUCCAUGGCCGCCGCUCCAACCUGGACCUGGUGGCCAGCAGUGUUGAGGAGGCCCAGAUAUGGAUGCGGGGACUCCAACAUUUGGUGGACUUUGUCACCAGCAUGGACCAAAAGGAGAGGCUGGACCAGUGGCUGAGCGACUGGUUCCAGCGCGGAGACAAGAACCAGGACGGCCGCAUGAGCUUCCCGGAGGUCCAGCGCUUACUACGCCUGAUGAACGUGGAAAUGGACCAAGAUUACGCCUUGCAUCUUUUCCAAGCAGCAGACGAAUCCCAGUCUGGGGCUCUGGAAGGAGAAGAAUUUGUAGAGUUCUAUAAGGCUCUGACUAAGCGCCCUGAGGUGCUGGAAGUGUUUGAAAACUUUUCGGCCGAUGGGCAGAAGCUGACCCUGCUGGAAUUUGUGGAUUUCCUCCGAGAGGAGCAGAAUGAAGGAGAAAGAGCUUCUGACCUUGCUCUGGAACUCAUCGACCGCUAUGAGCCUUCAGAGAGCGGCAAAGUGCGACACGUGCUGAGCUUGGAUGGCUUCCUCAGCUACCUCUGCUCGAAGGACGGAGAUAUCUUCAACCCAACCUGCCUCCCCGUCUACCAAGAUAUGACUCAACCCUUGAGCCACUACUACAUCAACUCCUCUCACAACACCUACCUAGUGGGGGACCAGAUUUGUGGCCAGAGCAGCGUCGAGGGAUAUAUACGGGCCCUGAAGAGGGGGUGCCGCUGUGUGGAGGUGGAUAUAUGGGACGGACCUGGUGGGGAACCUGUCGUUUACCAUGGACACACCCUGACCUCCCGCAUCCCAUUCAAAGAUGUCGUGGUCACUGUGGCACAGUACGCCUUCCAGACAUCAGACUACCCGGUCAUCCUGUCCCUGGAGAACCACUGCAGUUGGGAGCAGCAGCAGGUCAUCGCGCAGCAUCUGACCGAGAUCCUGGGGGAGCAGUUGCUGAGCACAACCUUGGACGGGCUGCUGCCCACUCAGCUGCCCUCGCCUGAGGAGCUUCGGGGGAAGAUCCUGGUGAAAGGGAAGAAGUUACAGACCCUUGAGGAGGACCUUGAGGAAGAGGAAGUGGAGAUGCUAGAGUCUGAACUGGAGGGACAGCAGGAAGCUGAGCCGGAGCUGGAGGCUCAGUUUGAGUCUGAGCCCCAGGAGCUGAGCCCCCGCAGUAAGGACAAAAAGAAGGACAAGAAAUCCAAACCUGUCUUGUGUCCAACCCUCUCUGCCCUGGUUGUCUACUUGAAGUCUGUCUCAUUCCACAGCUUUGCUCACUCGAGGGAGCACUACCGCUUCUAUGAGACAUCAUCUUUCUCUGAAACCAAGGCCAAGAGCCUCAUCAAGGAGGCUGGCAAUGAGUUUGUGCAGCACAACGCCUGGCAGUUAAGCCGUGUGUAUCCCAGUGGCCUGAGGACAGAUUCGUCCAAUUACAACCCCCAGGAGCUCUGGAAUGUGGGCUGCCAGAUGGUGGCUAUGAAUGUGCAGACCGCGGGGCUGGAGAUGGACAUCUACGAUGGGUUCUUCCGCCAGAACGGUGGCUGUGGCUACGUGCUGAAGCCCGACUUCCUGCGCGAUGCCCAGAGUUCCUUCCACCCCGAGAGGCCUGUCAGCCCUUUCAAAGCCCAGACCCUCCUAAUCCAGGUGAUCAGUGGUCAGCAACUCCCCAAGGAGGACAUGACUAAGGAGAGGUCCAUUGUGGAUCCACUGGUGAGAGUGGAGAUCUUCGGCAUCCGCCCAGACACAACCCGGCAAGAGACGAGCUACGUGGAGAACAACGGUUUUAAUCCAUACUGGGGACAGACCCUAUGCUUCCGGGUCCUGGUGCCUGAACUGGCCCUGCUGCGUUUUGUGGUACAGGAUUACAACUGGAAGACCCGAAACGACUUUAUCGGGCAGUACACACUACCCUGGACCUGCAUGCAACAAGGCUACCGCCACAUCCAUCUGCUCUCCAAGGAUGGCACCAGCCUGCAUCCGGCCUCCAUCUUCGUGCAUAUCUGCACCCAGGAAGGGCUGGAGGAGGAUGAAUCCUAAGGCGGGCACUUCUUGGGAAGGGUGGGUGCGCUGGCUUGAGACGGUAAGAAAAACCGGGAAGGACGCUCCAGAAAGCAAACAGAGGUGGCGAAAACAAAGUUUUGGGCUGUGCAUUCCUAAGCACAAAAUUACCUCACCCUUCCUAACAAGCAAAUUCAGGACCUGAUUUUUCACUUGCUUUCUCUUCCCUUUCUUCGUUUUUCCAUCUGUGGUAUCUUUUCUGCCCCUUCCUGUGCAUACUCCCUGCUGGCCUUCCUUCCUUCCUCUUGCCACAGCCUCAAUCCCACACCCAGAUCUAGGAUGAAUCUCUUUCAUCAACCCUGGCUCAAAGGCUGGCUGCCACCAGAAACCCGGAGAGGGGCUAGGAGCAGAGAAACGCGAAGGGGCAUUACCCAUCCCUGCCUCCAACUUCCUCAAAGCUCAGAGCCAAGGAAAGGACAGACCAAUCCUCAAGGUCCCCCAGGCAAAGGGUGGGGAAGGAGACCUGAUCCCAAGACUACACAGACUCUCAAGAGAAGACUGCACGGCCGCAUCCCCCCUGGACUGCUCUUCCCUAGCCCCACUUGUACAAAUAGAGCUUUUCUCCCCACUU
Molecule: messenger RNA, 3042 nt
Organism: Hyaena hyaena (striped hyena)
Lineage: Eukaryota; Metazoa; Chordata; Mammalia; Carnivora; Hyaenidae
Gene: PLCD4
Product: phospholipase C delta 4
Exons: 16
Coding region: 147-2450 (767 amino acids)
Biological process (GO): lipid metabolic process; intracellular signal transduction
Molecular function (GO): phosphatidylinositol-4,5-bisphosphate phospholipase C activity; calcium ion binding
Source: RefSeq, a predicted model, not a curated record